AUGCCCAUCAAACCAGUGCCCAUCAGACCAGUGAAUAUCAAACCAGGGCAGGGCAAACCAGGGCACAGAAAACCAGUUAAUAUCAAACCAGAGAACUUCAAACCAGUGAAUAUCAAACCAGGGCAGGGCAAACCAGUGUACAUCAAACCAGUGAAUAUCAAACCAGGGCAGGGCAAACCAGGGCACAGAAAACCAGUUAAUAUCAAACCAGUGAACAUCAAACCAGUGAAUAUCAAACCAGUGCAGGGCAAACCAGGGCACAAAAAAACAGUGCCCAUCAAACCAGUGCCUGAAAAACCAGUGUCCAUCAAACCAGUGAAUAUCAAACCAGUGAACUUCAAACCAAUGAACUUCAAACCAGUGCCCAUCAGUUACCCCAAAACUCUCCCUGAGCACCCCAUGCUCCCCCAGCUCAGAAUGUGGGUGCUGAUCCCCUGA
Messenger RNA from Passer montanus (Eurasian tree sparrow), 438 nucleotides. Its product is annotated as early nodulin-11-like. The transcript has a single exon. The coding region runs from base 1 to 438 and encodes 145 amino acids. Lineage: Eukaryota; Metazoa; Chordata; Aves; Passeriformes; Passeridae. The record is from RefSeq and is a predicted model, not a curated record.